GACACAAACAACAGUUCAUGUGCCGCAUAGAGCUGCUGUCUGUGACUGGGUCUUACGCUACUGCAGCAUGACGAAACCCUGUGGGUUCGAGUUCUGGAGGAGCACUCUGAAGGGUGCGCGGUACGUGGUCGCGCCCAUGGUGGACCAGAGCGAGCUCGCGUGGAGGCUGCUGAGCCGCAGACAUGGCGCAGAGCUCUGCUACACGCCCAUGCUGCACGCCCAGGUGUUCGUCAGGGAUGCCAACUACCGUCGGGAGAACCUGUAUAACGAGCUCAACCAGGAUGACCGACCCCUCAUCACACAGUUCUGUGCCAAUGAUCCUGAGGUGUUUAUCCAGGCUGCUCUACUUGCCCAGGAUUACUGCGAUGCCAUCGAUCUGAAUUUGGGCUGCCCACAGAUGAUUGCAAAAAGAGGCCAUUAUGGUGUGUUUCUUCAAGACGAGUGGGACCUUCUUGAGAAAAUGAUUAAACUGGCUGAUGAAAAACUUUCCGUGCCCAUUACUUGCAAAAUCCGGGUCUUCCCAGAGAUUGAGAAAACUGUGAAGUAUGCCAAAAUGCUGGAAAAGGCUGGAUGCCAGCUCCUCACAGUUCAUGGGAGAACUAAAGAUCAAAAGGGGGCUUUGACAGGCAUUGCAAGUUGGAAGCACAUAAAAGCUGUACGAGAGGCUGUAAACAUUCCCGUUUUCGCCAAUGGAAACAUCCAGCACCUGAGUGAUGUUCAGCGCUGCAUGGAGGAGACUGGAGUACAAGGUGUCAUGAGUGCAGAAGGGAAUCUUCACAAUCCUGCCCUGUUUGAAGGCUGUAGUCCACCUGUGUGGGAGAUGGCUGAGGAGUACCUGGAGGUUGUGGAGAAACACCCACCCUGUAGUCUGUCUUAUGUCCGUGCUCACAUCUUUAAACUAUGGCACCACACCUUACAGAUACAUCAAGACCUGAGGGAGGAGCUGGCCAAAGCGAAAAACGUAGCUGGGGUUGCAGAGGUCAACAGACAGCUGAAACAACGUUGCCAGAAGGAGAUGGCUAAAGAUGAAUCAGAAUGGACUCAGACUCGACUUCCCUUUCCUCACUGGAUAUGCCAGCCCUACGUCAGACCACCGCCCAAGGAUCCAAACACUGAAAAUGGGCAGAAAGCACCGGAAACAAAAGCUGUGAGUGUAAAGAGGGCACUGGAGGACGGCGACGGAUCCAACGACUCCCUGUCCAAGAACAAGCAGAAGAAGAAAGCCCGUAACCCCAACAAAAACUUCUGUCCAGAGCUGAAACCUAAAUAUAUUAAGUGUGAGCAGUGUGGAAACCCUAAAGGGAACAAGUGUGUGUUCAACUUGUGCCGUGGCUGCUGCAAGAGGAAGGCUUUCAAGGAAGUGGCUGAUUGUCCUGGCCAUGGAUUGAGAUUCAAAACCAAGGCUUUGAAACAGUGUAAAUCAGAUACGGGUGGUGGGCUGACUAAUGGGACAGUUUCCACUGCAGUCCAUGAUCCAUUGUAAAGCAGAUGUGUGCUGGAUAUGGGCAACCGUGACAUCUGAAGACACAUUGAACUGAUUUAUCACUUCACAUUGCUGCACUGAAUUGGAGGUACAAGACUGCAUUUGUAGCCAAAAUUGGUUUGUCACUGUUGAUAUGUGAUUUGGAUCCAUAUCACACCAAAUUAACUGAACAUGCAAAGAAACAGGCGUAGAAAAGAUCAGUGCUACUGUUACUUAGGCUAGUCCAUCUGUAGAGUCAUUGUUUUCUGUAACGAAGUACCACUUUCUGGACUGCUGUUGGGUGAAUAGUUCCAUGUUCUUAAUAUUUUAAGAUUGCUUAUUAGAAUAGUAUAUUUUGAUAAUUACUGGGAAAGUGGUAUAUGAAGCAACCACUCUUAUUGCACAAACCUGUACUGCUCCCUGCUCACCUUAGAGGAGCUGGACGUUUAACUUGGGACGCUCUGUGGAAAUACACUGAUGGACAUCUUCACUCAAACAUUAUUUGAACUGCAUUUUUACUAUAUUUGUCUUCCAAAACGAAAGAUAUGGCAGAUAUGUAUGUUGCAACCACAAUCAAACACCUUUGACUUUUAAUGCAUUUUUAUGUUUGUUUUUUUUUGAACAUGUACAUAAAUGUACUUUUACUCUGAGAUCUCUAAUUACAUUCCUGUAUGGUCAUGAUCAUUGUGACUAUUUCACACACUCAUACUGACAUUCAUUUUAGAGAUGAGGAAAGUUACACUACAAAGAUUCCUGACCUAGUGAAUUUGUUAUUUUUUUAAAUAUGUUGUCUGAUUCAAAUACCUUACCCUUAUUGCCGUGAUUGUAUUGCCUUUGUCUUUGUCAUUCUUUGAGCGUUUCAAAAAAGUAUGCAACUCCAAUACAACUUUGGUUCAAUAUAGUGACAUUUUCUUAUUAUUAUAAACCGACAUGUUUAUUUUUCCACACCUUACUUUAAAGCAUCAGGACUCAACUCAGUGCCUUAUUCUAAAUAUGUGGGACAGUUACUCAGAAAACCCCUUGAAUUAAUCCAAUACGGUCCAUAAAUGUAAAUGUGUGUACAGAGCUGUGGUUAUUCUGUAUGGGGGGUGUUUCUCAUCUGUUCCUUGGGCUUAGUGUUGUUCAAACAUUUUGGAAAUUUUGCUCAAAUUUUGAAGUGUUAAAAUUAGCAUUUCUCCUUUUCUAAUAAUAUGACCAAAAAAACUGAAUAGUUCUUAAAUGUUACUAGGUAUAGUUUAUUCAAGGCCAUAAAAGCAAGUAGUCUACCUUUGAAUGUCACUGACCAGCUUAUGAUAAUUCACUGGGGUAACAGUCUUACUUAAACAGUAGAACACAACACAACAGAGAAAUAACUAAAUGUUAUUAAACAGAGAUGACACUGAAAUCACUCUAAAGAGUGUUCAAAUCAGUCUUGCAUUUCCAGUUGCAACACUAGAAACAGAAAAAAACUUUCCGGAUUGAAGCAUCUUUUUGAAUGUAUGUUUAUUUUAAAAGCAUGUUUUGUGAUGAGGUUUCUCAAUGUGUAAUCAAGGUUUGUCACAAGAUACAGAGGAAAGUGCAUCCUUUACAAAGAACAACAGGCCAGUACAGCUUAAGGGCCGCCUUUCUCUUUUUAUCUUUUUUUCCUUUUCAUUCGAGCAACAGGGUGUGCUUGUCUUUAAUACAGACAACAGAUAUCUUCUUCCCAACUUAAAUAAAGUCUUUAGAUUGUGAUUUUUCUCUCUUCAGCAGGGAAAUAAUUGAUUUCUAAACUGGGGCCUAAGAUGCGGCAGUGGCCCCGUGUACUUUCCUAGGAGAGGCAUCUGGUCGAGUCUUCACAUGUUGGUGCUCAUUCGUGUUUGGCUGUUGGCAGGUGUGAGCUCCCCUUGACUGCCUUCUCUUGGAGGGGACUGCAAAAGAAAUGAGAGGGAUCAGUGAGAAGCAUCACGUAGAGCAGGAGAAACAGACUGGGAAGGAAAUGCAUGCUGGAAUACUUGAAGAAUGACAGAUGAAGACUAGGGGUAUAACAAGCAUUUCAAUUUUUCUGUGUCUCAAAAUCUAAUAGCUCUUUCGCAGGGAACAGAACCUCACAAGAUCUCAGAGGGCUUACAGUUUUUCCAUACAUAUUAAAAGGAACUUGCAUCUAGUUGAUUGCCUAAAUGCAAUAAGCUAGUGGACUGAUUUGAAAAUAUUUACAAGAUAAGCUCAAUCCACAGCAUUUGUG
Sinocyclocheilus anshuiensis is the source of this 3665-nucleotide messenger RNA. RefSeq names its product tRNA-dihydrouridine(16/17) synthase [NAD(P)(+)]-like. Gene Ontology annotation, molecular function: tRNA dihydrouridine synthase activity. The record is from RefSeq and is a predicted model, not a curated record. Bases 68 to 1483 code for a protein of 471 amino acids. The transcript has 14 exons. NCBI's taxonomy places the organism in Eukaryota, Metazoa, Chordata, Actinopteri, Cypriniformes, Cyprinidae.